AUGAAAUACUUCUCGGUUUUUGCUGUGCCUACCUUGGCUGCACUUGUCAGUGCUCAAUCUGCCCCAAACUUCCCUGUCCAGGUCAACAGCAACCUGCGCGUCGACUUCCUCAAUAGUUCGACAAGCGUUAGCCCACCCGGUAUCCUGCUGCCCAGAGAUGACGUACUCGAUGGCCCGACCGUGUAUGGGCCAGAGAACGCUACACAAGAAGCCACCUAUAUACUCUUCAUGGUGGAUGAGGACGUCAAUACAGGAAACGGUCCGCGAGUGCAACUGCUCCACUUCUUCCAGCCCAACCUUGUCGGCAUCAACCAUGCAUUAUCGGUUCAGCCUCAUGCACAAAAUUCCACAACGGCGGUUGGCGCCGACUAUGUGACUCCCUCACCGCCCGCUGGAGAUGGACCGCAUAGAUACACACUGCUGCUUUACCCUCAACCAGAAGGCUUCACCGUACCACAGGCAUAUCUCUCUUUCAGUCCACCCGCCGACGUGAAUGCGAGAUAUCCUUUCAACAUGUCGGGUUUUGCUGAGGCUGCCGGUCUAGGACAACCUAUUGCGGCCAACUGGUUCCGGGUUGUGAACGACACUACCAGUACAACAUCCUCUACUUCAAGCGCUACCAGCACGGUUACGGGGACUUCUGUCGCAACAUCGGCCGGGACGAGCACGGUCUCUUCAACUUCGGCUGCUUCCAGCGCAAGUGCAAGUGCAAGUGCUAGUGCUGCAGCCAAUUCCGCCGCAGCUCGAGAUGAAGUGCGCGGGAGUGCGAGAGAGUUGAUUGUGCGACUUGCCAUGGGCAUUGCUGGCGCAUGGUUGUGGAUACUGUGA
This is a messenger RNA of Fonsecaea erecta, 828 nucleotides long. RefSeq lists its product as hypothetical. The record is from RefSeq and is a predicted model, not a curated record. NCBI's taxonomy places the organism in Eukaryota, Fungi, Ascomycota, Eurotiomycetes, Chaetothyriales, Herpotrichiellaceae. The transcript has 2 exons. Gene Ontology annotation, molecular function: peptidase inhibitor activity; phospholipid binding. The coding region runs from base 1 to 828 and encodes 275 amino acids. Gene Ontology annotation, biological process: regulation of proteolysis; regulation of Ras protein signal transduction.